Messenger RNA from Prunus armeniaca (apricot), 3045 nucleotides. The record is from the annotation of a GenBank genome assembly. Lineage: Eukaryota; Viridiplantae; Streptophyta; Magnoliopsida; Rosales; Rosaceae.
AUGGCCACGGAGGGCCUCACGAGAAUGGUGGAAAGCAGCAGAGGCAAAAAGUGGCCUUCAUCUAAGGAUGCUGCAACAUUUGGAUCUCCAUUGAUAAGUAUGGCAGCAGAGGAUUCGGGCUGCAUUUCGAAGGGGCGAAGUUUUCGGAGAGAUAGAGCUGAAGAUAUACCUAAUCGAAGUGGUAGUGCUCCACCAAGUAUGGAAGGUUCCUUUUCCUCUAUUGAAAACCUGUUAAGUCAACAUAACUCCAGUAUGGGAACAAGCUCGACUAAUUUAAGCAGCAUAGUUAAUAAUGUUGAGUUUGAGGAACAUCUGCGUUCAGACCCAGCUUAUUUGGCAUAUUAUUUAUCGAAUAUGAACUUGAAUGCAAGUCUUCCUCCACCACUUAUCUUACGGGAGAAUCAUCACAUGGUCCGUCAAAUUGGGGGCUUAGGCACCAAUAGGAAAUUGCCUUCUUUAGAUGACAGCAGCAAUGGAUCCUUGCAUCUUUCUCAAGGUUCUCUUCCCACUCAUAAGGAGGACCCUACUGAUGCUAGGUCAGCCACAAUAUCUAAAGAUAACCUGGCAGAAAAUAGUGGUGCAGUAAUGCCUGUCAAGAACACGGCUUCUUUGGCAAGUUAUAAUAAGAGUUUAGUGGAUCUCAUACAGCAAGACUUCCCCCGAACUCCAUCUCCUGUAUAUAAUCAAUCUCUCCCAUCCAGUCUUGGAACAACAGAUGAACAAACUGAUACUGAUGUACAUUCGAUUUCACCAAAUGCUUCUUCUCUCAACAAGUCAAAAUUACCAGAACCAAAUUCAGGGUCUACAAAUGAUUGUUCAGAUACAAGUUCCCUGGAUGCGCAUGCUGUAGGGUACAUACCAAAUGAUGUUCCUUUGGCUACCACCUCCCCAAGUAUUCAACAUCGUGAUGCUACAGGGAACCUACAGCAAGAUGAAUCUAAUAUUGAGCAUGAUGAUGGGUUGGGGAGUAAUGCAUCAAUUAGCGGUGAGCUUGGGUUGGAUCUUUCCAGGGUGAGAGCAUCUAAUGUUGAUAUCAACAAGCAAAAUGAGAAACAAUCUUAUGGGAGGUAUGUGCCACAAGACCAGUUUUCUACGCAACAAAGUGUUCCAUAUCAACGUCAGGGGGUUCAGACUCAAUUAGUUUCACAAGGAAUGAAUCAUUUGCAAAGUGGAAUGGAAAAUCUUCCCCAUGGCUAUCCAAAGUUCUCUUCUAUUGAUAUACAACCCUCAUUGCACUCACCUGGAUUCACACCUCCCUUGUACGCUACAACAGCAGCAUAUAUGACUUCAGGAAAUCCAUUCUACCCGAAUUAUCAGCCAUCUGGUAUAUUUCCUGCACAAUAUGGCGCCGGUGGAUAUGCUUUAGGUUCUACAUUUCUUCCUUCAUAUAUGCCUGGGUAUGCUUCCCAUGGUUCCUUUCCUAUGCCUUUUGAUGCUACUUCGGGGCCAAGCUUUAAUGGUCGAACUGCUGAUGUUUCAAGAGGGGAGAGAAUUCCCCAUGGAGGUGAUAUGCAACACCCAAGUAGAUUUUAUGGGCAACAUGGGCCAAUGCUCCAGCCACCUUUUUUGGAUCCCCUAAAUAUGCAAUACUAUCCACGCCCUUUGGAGGAUGCAUAUGGUGCCUCAAGUCAAUAUGGUCACUUGGCAUCAAGGGGUAUUGGUGGCCAGCUUUCACAGCAAGAACUAUAUAGUACUGCUUAUACAGGUGACCAAAAUUUUCAGUCUUCAAGUAUUGGUAAUCUGGGCAUUCCAAGUCCAAGAAAAGUGGGAAUCAAUGGUAGUGGUUACUAUGGAAAUAAUUCUACCAUGCCUAUAAUGACACAGUUUCCAGCCUCGCCUCUUGGUAGUCCAAUAUUGCCAUCAUCUCCAAUGGGUAGAACAAAUCAUCUUGGUCGGAAAAAUGAAAUCAGGUUUCCUCAAGGUUCGAUUAGUGGAGUAUAUUCUGGAUGGCAAGGGCCGAGAAGCUUCAGCUCGGAUGACCCUAAAAGACAUUCUUUUCUCGAAGAACUGAAAACUAGUAAUCCCCGUAAGUUUGAACUUUCUGAUAUAGCAGGGCGCAUUGUUGAGUUCAGUGUUGAUCAACAUGGGAGUAGAUUUAUUCAGCAGAAGCUAGAAUACUGCACUGCUGAAGACAAGGCAUCAGUUUUCAAAGAAAUUCUUCCACGUGCUUCAAAACUAAUGACAGACGUAUUUGGGAAUUAUGUUAUUCAGAAGUUUUUUGAAUAUGGGAGUGCCGAGGAGAAAAAGGAGCUUGCAGAUCAACUUGCUGGACAAAUGUUGCCUUUAAGUUUGCAGAUGUAUGGUUGCCGUGUAAUCCAAAAGGCUCUUGAAGUUAUUGAGCUUGACCAGAAAACACAACUUGUGCAUGAGCUUGAUGGACAUGUUCUGAAAUGUGUACGUGAUCAAAAUGGAAAUCAUGUAAUACAGAAGUGUAUAGAAUGCCUUCCCACAGAGAAAAUUGGAUUUAUCAUUUCUGCUUUUCGAGGCCAAGUUUCCACACUUUCUACUCAUCCCUAUGGUUGUCGCGUCAUACAGAGAGUUUUGGAGCAUUGUUCAGAUGACAUUCAAAGUCAAUCUAUAGUUGAUGAAAUCUUAGAAUCUACUUACGCUCUUGCUCAAGACCAGUAUGGGAAUUAUGUUACCCAGCAUGUUUUGGAAAGGGGAAAGCCCUAUGAAAGAAGCCAAAUUAUCAGCAAGUUGAUUGGGAAAAUUGUACAAUUGAGUCAGCAUAAAUAUGCAUCAAAUGUUGUUGAAAAGUGUCUGGAACAUGGUGAUGUUGCUGAGCGGGAGCUCUUGAUUGAGGAAAUCAUUGGGCAAAUGGAGGAAAAUGAUAGUCUGUUGCCAAUGAUGAAGGACCAAUUUGCCAAUUAUGUGGUUCAGAAGGUUCUUGAAACAAGCAAUGAUAGACAGCGGGAAACACUGCUCAAUCUUAUAAGAGUUCAUAUAGAUGCUCUGAAAAAAUAUACAUACGGGAAACACAUAGUUGUUCGGUUUGAACAGCUAUCUGGUGAAGAUGGCCAAACCUCAGAAGCUGAGGGGGCAUAG